This is a messenger RNA of Syngnathoides biaculeatus (alligator pipefish), 3431 nucleotides long. RefSeq names its product RUN and FYVE domain containing 3 (gene rufy3). The coding region runs from base 236 to 2191 and encodes 651 amino acids. Gene Ontology annotation, biological process: regulation of axonogenesis. The record is from RefSeq and is a predicted model, not a curated record. Gene Ontology annotation, cellular component: cytoplasm. Gene Ontology annotation, molecular function: metal ion binding. NCBI's taxonomy places the organism in Eukaryota, Metazoa, Chordata, Actinopteri, Syngnathiformes, Syngnathidae. The transcript has 18 exons.
CGCGCAAAAUUAGCAUCAGAUUAGCAAAAAGGAAUGUAGACGUUUUGUCAUCCGCGGCGCGAGGGCGAAAGGUGGACUGAAUCGUGACUGAGUUUAGAGUGACAUCGGCGGUCUUGCUGUGGACUGUGCACGGUAGCCAGCAUUAUGCGGGUCCGAGGCUAACCGCGACCUUGCUAAAUAGCCGCUGGUCACAUGAAUUUGGUCUGACCGGAGAGUGUCGCUUCUUUAUUCGGGGAUGGCCGACAGGGAUUUACCUACGGCGGGGCGUCCUCCGCGGUCCCCUUCUUCCUCCUCCGGCUCUCCGGAUGAGAACGGACAUCGUAACCGCGACGACAGCCCGGACGAGACGCUCUCGCCUACCUCGGUGAUUUACUUCAAGGAGGCUUUGAGCUCAGUCAAUGUGAGGUUUGGGAAACCUGGCGGCUCCCCCACGUCCCUCACCCCGCCGCAACCCCAUAAGUAUGACUUCCACAUCGAGAGGAUCGAUUCGAAGAGGAAAAAUCCCAAGGACCCCAUCACCAUUGAGAGGCUCAACCUGAUGAACAUGGCCAAGCUGAGCAUCAAAGGUCUGAUCGAGUCAGCGCUCAACCUGGGACGCACGCUGGACUCGGACUACGCGCCCCUGCAGCAGUUUUUCGUGGUCAUGGAGCACUGCCUCAAACACGGCUUGAAAACCAAAAAGACUUUUCUGGGCCAGAACAAGUCGUUCUGGGGGGCCUUAGAGCUGGUGGAGAAGCUGACGCCCGAAGCUGGGGAGAUCACCGCCAGCGUCAAAGACCUGCCUGGCCUCAAGACGCCUUUGGGACGAGGCCGCGCUUGGUUACGACUUGCAUUGAUGCAGAAGAAGCUGUCCGACUACAUGAAGACCAUCAUCAACAGAAAGGACCUGCUCAGUGAAUUCUACGAGCCCAACGCUCUGAUGAUGGAGGAGGAGGGAGCCGUCAUCGCCGGACUCCUCGUAGGGCUCAACGUCAUUGACGCCAACCUGUGCAUGAAAGGAGAAGACCUGGACUCCCAGGUUGGUGUGAUUGAUUUCUCAAUGUACUUAAAAGAUGGCGGCCACAGCAGCAAGAGUGCAGAAGGCGACGGUCAGAUCACUGCGAUACUCGAUCAGAAGAAUUACGUGGAGGAGCUUAACAGACACUUAAGCGCCUCAGUAAAUAACCUCCAGGCCAAAGUGGACGCGCUGGAGAAGUCCAACACGAAGCUCACAGAAGAGCUGGCAGUGGCCAACAACAGGAUCAUCACACUACAGGAAGAUGUGGAGCGGGUGAAAGAGGAAAGCUCUUUUCAAUUGGAGUCCAACAGGAAGGCUCUGAGAAGUGACUCGGCGGCAGCAGAUGGACCAGUGCUCGGUGAAACACGAAAGCAGCUCAAGGAGGAGACACUCCUUCGAUUGGACGUGGAGAAGGAGCUGGAGGUGCAGAUCGGCAUGAAACAGGAGAUGGAGCUGUCCAUGAAGAUGCUGGAGAAGGACGUGUGCGAGAAGCAGGACGCGCUGGUCGAACUCCGACAGCAACUGGAUGACCUGCGUGUCAUUAACCAGCAGCUCAGUCACAAGUCGCAGAGCGCUGACGCUAGCUCCAAGCAGAAGACCGACGCCAUGGCUCGUCUGGAGGACAAAAUUAGUCAGAUGUCAGCCACCGUCAAACAGCUGGAGACCAGAUGUAAGCAGGCUGAGCGGGAAAAGGAGGCUGCACUGGAGGCCAAUCGCCUCUUCAAGCGCGAGUUUGGGGACAAGAUCGAGAGCCUGGAGGUGGAGCUGGAGCAGCUCCGGAAACACAGGUUCAACCUGGAGGUGGAGCUUAGGAGGGAGCAAGAGCGCCACCUAGCCAGCACACACCCCAAGGACCUCCUCCAACCUCAGUCGGGAUCCCCAGCGAUGAUGAAAGACGACCAAGUAACAUCAGAAGACAAAAGCAGCCCAAACUCCAGCUUGUCCCUCUGCCCAUCUGAUGAUGAAGAGGAUGAUUCUUUUGUGAACAUUAGUGAAGCUUCCAUGUGCAGCAUGUGCGAGCAGGAAGACUCCCUUCUCAGGACAAAGAAACAGUGCAAGAACUGCAGCGGUGUGUUCUGCGAGGGCUGUGUGUCCAAUGAGCUGCCGCUACCGUCAUCCAUCUUGCCCGAGGUGGUGUGCACCACCUGCUACGCACUCUUACUUCAGCAGUAUGCUUCCACAUCGCCAGCAUAAAAACAAAUGCUGUCUUACCAUAACUACAUCUGCAGCAUGCACUUUUCGCAUUACACUCCAAAGGAUCUCAUCACGGACACUUUCAGUGAACCCCCAUUUAUCCUGGGGUAUAUGCUGUGGACCCGCCUUCGACAGGUGGAAGGCCACAUAAUAGUGAGACCAUAUCCAUUUUUCCAAACAAAAGAGUAUUAACCAUUGUUUAACACCAAAGUAUUCAACCAAACCAUAUUAUUUUGACGAACAAAAGUCUUGAGAGAAAUUUUCUAGAUUUGCAGUAAUUAACCAAACAAGUGAUCCUUCAAAACGCAAAAAGCAGCAACACAUACAAUUAUUCUGUCUCCAUUUGUUAUGUUGCAUUUCUACCAGUAGAAGUCAAUGCUGUCAAGCGUGAUGUGGUACUACAUUGAAGGCACAUACAACUCUAAAUUCAGAUUUGCCAGUAGUAGUACCUCUACUUGUGAAAUUAAUUUGUUGCAGAAGUCGUUUCAUAAUGUGAAUUUUUCCCCAAGUAGAAGUGCCUUUUACAUGUAAAUAGCCUAAUUCGUGCCAAAUCACGACACCCCCUAGAUACAAGAUACAGGAUGUCCAUCAUGGUUAAAGAUUGGCGUGCCUCCUAGCUAAUGGAAUGCCAUGAAGAUGCUACAGUGAUAGCCAAGGGUAGAGCAUUUCUACUGCGCCAUACAAACCAAGAUACAGGAUAUUUACGUUGGGUGGAAUUUGGGGGCUGCGAACCCAGUGCCUAUGGUUUCCUUACAAUAUUUUUCUGAGGAGGUGUUUCGUGACUCAAAUUUUUAUUAGAGACAUUUGUAAGGAGAUGUACCACUGUAUAGUGUAAAAACACAUUUGAAAAAAAAAAAAAACGUCACUAAGAAAUGUGCAAUACAGUAUUGCUGGGGCAUGAAUAACGUAGCAAAGAGUCACUGUAUCCGCCCUCCCCCCCAAAAAAGUGCCAUUUUGUCUAGUCAUUGGGACAUUUCACCUGGUUGUCAAAUGGAAACAAGACUGUUUUAAUGAUGUAAGGCAAACUUACAAUCUUUUAAUCUCUAUUUUUUCGAUUUUAAAAAAAUGAACACAUCUGCUUGAAAUAAAGGCAAAUAAUCCACAAAGUUUGCUCAUGUCUUCAUGUUUGGAGCACUUUUACAAACAAGUCAAAAUCAUUUCAAGUUGCUGAAUGUUAUCUUUUUGUUGAGAAAAUAAUAUCACAGAAAUGCUUCAAUAAUAAAUUGAUGUUUUUAAACCC